UAAUAUAAAAUCUUCAAACUAAGAAAUUCAUCUAAAAUAUACAAUUCUAAAAUAAUAAGUGUGUUAAAAAUAAAGAAACACUUUAUUUUAUUUCCUUAAAACACAGUUAUAUGGGAUAAAUUACUCCGGCAUUUUUAAAAUUCGCGGUAUUUAACCUGUCGAAGUGAUUUUGAUCACAUGACCCACGCUGGCCGCCAUUUCGCCGAAUAAACAACGACCGGGAAAGUUCUUGUGUGUAUCGUUAACGUUUUCUGUUAAGUAGAUCGUGAAAAUAUAUAUUAAAAAUGUCUGAAGUGGACUCAGUAAACACUAAUAAUGCUGUAAAUGAAGAAAAUAGUCAAGAAGAAAAAAGUUCCAAAACUAGGAAAUCCAAGUCCAAGUCUCCUAGACUAACAACAAUUGAGAGGGCUCGAGAAGAAAGCGAAGCUAUUACUAAGGGCUUGGGACCUGAGGUUGAAGGCAGGCGCAGAACGAGGUCAGCAGCUAAAGGUGUGACAGCCACUCCUCCACCUCCAGCUAAGAAAGAAAGAAAAAGUUCUAGCACAACUAAAUCAUCGAGAGGCAGGCCGAAGAGAACUGUAGAAGAAAGUAGUGAUUCACAUGAUGAAAAAUCUGAAACCUCAGUAGCAGAAAGUGAAGAACAAGCAAAAAGUAUCGAUGAAUCCAAAAGUGAAGCUGACACUACAGAAACCAAUUCACAUGAUGACAAAGAAGAAUCUGGUAACAACAAUGCUGAUGCUUCUAAGUGUGAAGAUCAGGCAAUGAGUGUUGACGAAAAGAGUGAAGCUGAUGGUAAUGAAACUAAUUCACAUGAUGACAAGGAGGAAUCUGCUAAUAAUAAUGCUGAUGCUAAGGAUGAAGCAGACGCAGAUGCAGAGGAAUCUACUCCUGCACCUGCUGCCACAGAGAAUGGAGCGAAAGAGGAUAGUGUAGAUGCUCCCGCCUCCGAAGAAGAAAAGAAAGACGAGGAAGAAGAGAGCAAAAGUACUGCCGACGAACCUGAAUCGGCAAGCACUGAGCAGACGGAAGAUGAAAAGCCUGCUGAAUAAAGAUUUUUAUAUUAUUUCCAAAUUUUAUUAUCAGCUCGUUUUUCUAUUUCAUUAAUUCUACUGUAGGUUAACAAAGAAUUCAUUUUUAAAAAGUUUUGGAAAAGUGACUCGUCAAAACACAAAAUUUUCCUGAAAUAUUUGAUUUGUGAUUGAAAGUUGUAUUAGUUUUUUUUCUUGAGGUUAGUUUGUGUAUGAGCUGCGCCAUGGAAGUUUGCGAGAUAAUUACUGUUAAUAAUAAUAUAUUAUAUAGAUUAGGAGUCAUUCUUUUGUAUAUUUCUUAAUUUUUUCAUUUGUUUUGAUGGCAAUUAACAUUUAAAGUAUUCAUCUUUACCUACAGGCUAGUUUGAAAGAAUUAGGAGACAUGCCGAAGUACAUAUUAUAAGCGGCGUAUGUACCAGUAUGUACCUGAAUCUCCUUAACUCAAUGCUGUCAACUUUUCAUUUGCAUAAAAAACUGUUGAUACUUAUCUGAAAUAGCCUUUAAAAAAGUAUGACUGAAACAUUUUUUGGGUGUUGUGAGUUUUGUAAUACGUUUUGUAAUAAACAGUAAAAUUUCUUCCACAUUUUAGUAUCUCGUAGGAUGAUGUAUAGUAAAUGGUACUUAGACAUAGCUUGUAAGGAAAUUAGACACAUUUUCAUUUUUUUGUGUUAAUUAAGUUUUAUUUGCAAAUGAAAAGUUUCUAUUUUAUACCAUUUAAAAAAUAUUUAGUAAUGUUUAGUAAACCUUAAGAAUAAAAUAGUUUUAAUACAUUCGUCUGUUUUCAAUUGUAAAUUGAAUAUUUGAUUAUUUUGACUAGAUUCAUAUUGCUGGUUUAAUAAACGUUUUUUUUAUUAAUUUGUGAUUUUAUAGCAACCCCAUUUGUUUUUCUAUAUCUGAAUCGGAUGUCUUGAGGACUGUCUGCUUAAAUAUAUCAAAAAAGUAUCAUUUACUUAAUCAUAAAAAAUAUAUAUGCAUAUUUUGAGGAGAACUAGCCUAUUCAUUAUUGCAUUUUAAUACAUACUGUAAGUUUACAAAAUGCAAACAAAUUUAGUCAUAUUCAGCACAUUGUAUAUAAAAUCAGUAGAUGCCUAAGGUAUUAUUAUUCAUUAUUAAAAACUUUUGUUUGGCAUAAAAUGAUUUCAUCACAGAUUCAGAGACUGUCAUCGUUAUUUUGUUACACACAAAUAUAUGUUUGGCAAUGACCUUCGCUUCAUAUCCAUUAGUAGUCACAGUUCAGCUUGAAUAAAUUAGUGAAUGUCUAAAUAAAAACUUUUCAGUUUAGGACUAGUACAUUUUUAGUUUGUUAGGCGAGAAGUGUGUAAAGAUCAAUUUAGGGGGCUAGUGUAAAAGUAUGGGAUUCAUAUACUUUGUGGAAAUCUCUAAAAUAAACAGUAAUGUACCACCUAUUUUGAAGAUUUGCAUGAGCAUUUAAUAUAAAAACAAGUACCUGUAAAAAAAUUUUCAUGAAAAAAUAUUGCAAAUUGAAUGAUUUUUGUGCCUUCUGCUGGCACCGCCAAAAAAAGACAGCUCCACUGCUGCAGUAAUUGGGACUAAUAGAGAUCCUGAAACAUAAAAUUUCAAACUUAUUAUUGAAAUAUAAGUUACUUUCUAUACCAUCAACUAGGGGUUUUUUGAUUGAAUAAAAAAUGUCAAUUUGGCGGUUUUUGAAACUGAAUGUUUUACCUAAAACUUUUUUCAACACUUCGUCAUUUUUCCAAAUUUUAAUAUUUUUGAAAAAUCCUAGUAGAUGGUAUAGGACAUAGGAAAUAACGUAUAUUUCGAUAAUCACUUUGAAAUUUUAUGUUUCAGGAUCUCUGUUAGCGCCAAUCACUGCAGCAGUGGAGCUGUUUUUUUACGGUGCCAGCAGAUGGCGCAUAAAUCGUUUAAAUUUUCAAUAUUUUUUAUGAAAAUUUUUUUACACGUACAUAAUUCUUUCUCUAAUAAAUGACAAUUGACAAAAACAAUUGGUAUAUUACUUUUUAUUUUAGAAAUUCCCAAAAAAGUAUAUGAUUUUCGUACUUUCACACUAGGAUAGCCCCUUAAUUUCACUGAUUUGUUCUAUAUAUUAAUUUUUGGACAGUUAGGAAAAUUGAUAAGAUAUACAAUGGUGUGUUUUGUACAAAAAUGAAACCCUUGUUUGGUAAGUUCGGGCUCAAUGCCUAGCUAAAUGAGACUGUUAUGUUUUUAAGAAAAACCAUCAAUAGUUUAGCUCGGAUUAGAAGAACUUACCUACGGGACAAUAUUUUAUUUGUUGAUAAAUAUUUUUGUUUCGUUGUGUUAGGGAAGUCAUUUCUAUGUAAAAUACAAAAUAAUCGAUAGAACGAUAGAGUUCAUGUAUUUUUAUUUUCUAAAACAACACCUUGGCUGCGUUUAGAGAUGUUUAUAAACUUAUGUUGGGCGCGUGACAAGGCAUAUAUGUCCCGUGUACCAGCCAACAGUUAGUUUAGUACGAGGUCUAUUUGUCCCGUUACGCAGCUAAGGUGUUAACUUACACUGCUGCUGUUCAUAACCCAUCAGAAAAAUUGAGAAUGUGCAAUGUGGUUGAUCAAUUCCCCAUUAAUUCUCAACCAACAACUACUAAAAACAGUUACAUGAUUUACGAAGGUGCAAGAUAACUGUCAGGCCAAUUUUUCAGCGUCUAAUAGUCAUUUCUCUUGUAGAAAAAUUAAAAAUAUGUGGGCGUUAAUUAAAAUUAUCACAAAUUUACCUUUCGCGCCCGUCUUAGUAAUUUUUUGACAAUUUUCUCAUUCGAAUUAUUUUUUAUUUCUAUAUUACUAAUACUCUAAUUUUUGUUUUUUUUAUUAAUUUGGCUCGAAAUUUUUGGUAUAGCAUUGGUCUAUCUGUAACCCAAAAAAUAAAAGUAUUAGAAGACAGCUAGAAUGAAAGACUGGGUAAUUUAUUGAUAUUUGGUGAUUUAUAUGUAGGCCUAAAAUUAAAUCAAACGCGUGUCCCCUUAUAUGGCUUUGUUUCCCUACAUAGCGCCAUGUUGUGUCAAAAUUCUGUUUGUAUGGAAUACAUCAUUGUUUUAGUUAUAAUUAUGUAUCACUUCUUUGCAGUCGGCCGCUAAGUAAAUUGACAAAACACUAAUGAACCCUCAUUUUUUUCUAGAGCCUCUUAUCGUUCAUUGUUUGUAUUUUCAUAGGAAUAUGUAGUAAUAUAUUUUGAACGUAAAAUGAUUGUCCUGAUUUUAUAUUUAUGUAAACUAAACUGUAUGGAUAAUUAAUAUAAAUGUGAAAUAAAUUUUCAAUAAUUAGACAAUUAAA
Diabrotica virgifera virgifera (western corn rootworm) is the source of this 4291-nucleotide messenger RNA. Its product is annotated as nucleolin. The coding region runs from base 285 to 1049 and encodes 254 amino acids. The transcript is spliced from 6 exons. Lineage: Eukaryota; Metazoa; Arthropoda; Insecta; Coleoptera; Chrysomelidae. The record is from RefSeq and is a predicted model, not a curated record.